This is a messenger RNA of Filobasidium floriforme, 4009 nucleotides long. RefSeq lists its product as uncharacterized. Gene Ontology annotation, cellular component: cytoplasm; nucleus. The record is from RefSeq and is a predicted model, not a curated record. Gene Ontology annotation, molecular function: SUMO-specific endopeptidase activity. The transcript is spliced from 5 exons. NCBI's taxonomy places the organism in Eukaryota, Fungi, Basidiomycota, Tremellomycetes, Filobasidiales, Filobasidiaceae. Gene Ontology annotation, biological process: protein desumoylation. Bases 452 to 3850 code for a protein of 1132 amino acids.
GCUCGCCAGGACCCGCCUCCGCAGCAGCAGCAUCAGACGAGGACUGCCUCGAGGCCAGAUAGUUUCGUGCCGAAGGGUCCGCCAUUAUCGCCUUCACCACCACCUGUUGCUGGACCGUCGAGACCUCCAGCGGUCGCCAAGCAGCCUACUGGUGUGAACAGGAAGAGUAACCAGAAGAUCCGCGAGCCCCCCGUGACGAUAGUGCUGUCGUCCUCGGAUGAAGAUGAAGAAACGCCGGAACGUGAAGAACAGCCGAUGCCCAACGCUCAGCGUCCCAGCGCAGCAGCAAAACAUGGCGAUCGUCAAUCUGCACUGCCGGCGGUUCCCAGCGAUCAGAACAGUCUAACGGCUAAUAAUCUACGACAUUAUGAAAUGCCCAGGGGCGCGGACAGCUCCAAGCGGAAACGUCCAUCUCAUAGCAGCUCGGUCACUCCGCAAGUGAACGGUCCGGAUGAAAUCGAAGAUUUUGAGGAUGGUCACGACUAUGAUGUCAUUCACUUACCACCGCCGCCGCCAAAGUCGAACGCCACCAAAAGAGCUCGAAUGCAGGACAAAAACGGUGACCGCCCCAUCUCAGAAGAAGAGGGAUCCAGGUUGGCUCGGCCCUGUGGUAGAAUACAAGGUCAAUGGACAGAACCUUGCCAUUCCAGGAAAUGGCAAGGACUUAUAUUUGGAACAGCAAGGAAUCAGGCAUUGUGACAUACUCUUCCCAUGGGCGAACGUUAUUAUUAUUUUCACGCCGUCCGGUAUAGGUGAUGUGAUCUCUGAGGAGUAUAACCUCGGUCUGGUGGUCCAGAAAGCAAAUACGGGUAGUGAUAUUCACAGCUAUUGCUACAAGCUUCAUGGGCGGGAUCUCUCUGGAGCUGAACGCAAUAGGAUCGUUAAGCUGUUUCUACAGAUACAACAAGCCAAGAGUAAUGGCAUUUCGCAACAACGCAUAACCGCCAACUCAAACAUCGCAUACUGGACGAAGGAAUCAGCACAAAAUUUCAGGGAAGCUGUUGCUGAGCCGGGCAAGAGACCAACCCAGCAGACAUUGCCUUUCACCCGCGAGACGGACGGUUCUUCGAAACAACCUGCGGAGCGCCCUCGACCCAAACAGAAGGAUCGCAUGCAGAGUACAGCACCCGCUUCCGCAGAGGGUAUACGGCGUAGCAGUCGCUCUGCCGUGGUCGAACAGAGAACCGAUCGCGAGAUCGCCUUGCGAUCGAUGCCUCCAAAACCUCGAAACCCAGACAGGGUCCUGUUUCACUGGCCGCCUACCGGGCGUACCGAACUAGUGAUCACGAAAGGAGACUAUCAUCGUCUCUAUGACGACGAAUUUCUGAAUGACACUCUCAUCGACUUUGGAUUACGCUACGUCGUCGAUUCCCGACUCUCAUCAAACCCUACCGAGACGAAAUCAGCAGAUGGUUACACAGGCUUAGGCCAGUUGCGACCUGAAGAUGUAUUUGUAUUCAACCCCUUCUUCUACAAGAAGCUAUCGGAUAAGACGCGGAGUCGUGAGAAAGUCUCGCCUGAUCCAUACCCCGAAUGGUCGGCCUAUGAGUCGGUGAAAAAGUGGACAAACAAGGUGGACAUCUUUUCAAAAAAGUUCAUCAUUGUGCCUGUCAACGAGAACCUACAUUGGUACAUGGCGGUGAUCUACAACCCUGCGAUUCUACUUGGCGAUGCUCGAUAUUUGAAGGGUUCCACUCCGCCAUUGGAUGAUGCCUCCGGCCGGCCUCUCACCCGGUCGCUUGGCAGAGAAGAGGAAGCCCAGGAUAUAGCGAGCGUUGAGCAGGCUAUGACCAAUGGCGAGAAGCUGCCUUCGCCCGCAGCGCGAUCCUUGUCCAUCGGUCCCGUAGCCACGGCGAUAGCGUGCGACAGCAACGUGCUCUCGCCCGACUCACAGCCACGUCUGCCAGCAGGUGAUACGAUCGAGGUACAAGGUCGCAACGCUCGAGCGAGCGGAUCUGUCGCGAGGAAUGAAGCACCCAGGUCAAUUGAACACAUUAUCUGCCCCCCGUCUGUCGGACAACCGGAACAAGCGGAACCUCUGGACUCCGCGCUCAGUCCACGUUCAUUGGAACCUGGUGAAGGUCCCGGAUCUCCUAUCGAGAUUGACGGGGUUGACCGUACCAACCUUGAGAAGCGGGGCUUGAUCAUGACUUUCGAUUCCUUGGGUUCAAUCCACCCAGGAGUUGGCUUCGCUCUCAACCGGUGGUUAGUUUACGAAGCGAGGGACAAGAAGAAUGUCGAGCUGUCGUGGAAGCCGAGAGCGCAGAAACCGCUGCCUUACAAGGCAGUCAGCGUACCCCCGCAAAGGAAUUUCAGUGAUUGCGGCGUUUACUGCUUACAUUUCAUGGAAGUUCUCCUGGGCGAUCCAGAAGGAAUGAUGAAUUUCAUCUACAUGUCCAUGCUGAAGAGGGACCAGCUGGACGGGCAAGUUCUAGACGACUACAAGACCCGGUGGCAAGGUGAAGACGCGCUGGUGGGACGCAGGAAGUGGCGAGAGAUCAUCACCGAGCUGGCUGGACCUUCAAGCAGCCCGGAGGAAAGACCGAUAGAAUUGAGUUCGCCGUUGCCUAGCGCAAAUGGUAGCCAAGAGUCGACGAUCGAGGUGCAUUCUGCACAAACACCGGCCCAGCCCUUUAGGGAACGUAAUGCUGCGAACCCAGACUCUUUCGUACCCAAGACCGCAGAGUCACCUUUGCCGACACGCCCUCUCCCCAAAGGAGGACGCUUACCUCCUGCACUACGACCUUCGGUCGCCCAACCCGAAGUACCUAGUCCCCAGGUUCUUGUCAGCAUAGCACCACAUCCCCCGCAGCAACCGCCAAAUGUCACGCUCGAAUACGACGAGCACGGAAACAGCGUGAGCGGAUCUACCGUAUCCGAUGCGGGUGCGACGGCAGCGACCGAUUUAUCCAUUGCUACCGCAUCAACGUCCCAUAUCCGAGAUAUUCGAAAUUUGAGGAUAAGCCGAGAUGACGAUCGCAUGGAGGUUGAUUCCGAUGUCGAGGGAAGCGCAAUAAGUAUUGCACGAGAGUCGGCUGUGAAAGAUGGUAGGAUCAUGCCCAGCAUGAUGGAGAUUGAUGGCGAAGAGGAAGAGGAAGAGGAGGAGGAGGAAGAAAUCAAGGAGGAGGAGCGAAAGGAGCGUCAGAGCAAGGACGAAGAGAGUGGUCCGGAUAUCAUCGUGCUGGAUGAUUCCCAGUCGCAGAGGCACAUGCACUCGCCCACGCAUGCUCCCGCGCAUCUGGACGAAAAGAUGAGAGAGCCGGAAAAGGCGAAGCAGCAGAAGACACUCGCUUCCAGAAUGGAAUCGAGCCCAUCCUACAACAAGGGGGCACUGCGGGUCUCAACCACAGUCGAGGUACCUGUACCUUCGUCCAUGCUGCAAUCAGCCGAGCGAUCUUCGAUCUCCCUUUCGGAAAACGGACCAACGGAGUUCACAAUGGUGGAUCCGCGAGCCGGUCAGAUAGGAUCGCUGUCUAGCUUGGUGAAAAGUACAAUGGAGGGAAAUCAGCGCGGCAGAGUCGUACCGGCUCUUGACCAGGGCUCGGCUAGCCGUACAGCGUUCACCAAGGAGCGGAAGGUCGAUACCGCACCUUCGUCAGCAGGCAAACGCAAGCAGUCCGAGGCAACGGUCGAGGCCGUCCACUCGAGGCCCGUGCGCAGGCAGAAAUCGAAACACAAGCGCAACGUUUCCUAUCUUCUGAAUAGUGACGGUAUCGACCAGCAAACCGACACCGGCUCGAAGGAUAAUGACGGGAUCGACCCGAACAUGGAUGAGCCGGACUUCGAGCUUCUCGGAAGUGGGAGAGAGUCCAGUAUCAUUCAUACCCGGAGCAAGAACUGCAACCCCUGACGAUGUAUGUUCUGCAAUAAUGACCUUUUACGACACUAGCACAGCACGACCUUGUAGAUGAUGAUUGUCGGACAUGCGCGAUCAUAUAAUGUCCGCUUCGAUGACCUGAGGUGUCUCUAGACCCCAUCAUAUCCAUAUGCUAUGACCUAUAUGCGAAGC